Molecule: messenger RNA, 1026 nt
Organism: Bemisia tabaci
Lineage: Eukaryota; Metazoa; Arthropoda; Insecta; Hemiptera; Aleyrodidae
Source: RefSeq, a predicted model, not a curated record
AUGUCUUCGUCAAGUGAAGAACUAGAUGUCACCUCCACGGAGGAAGUUACCAGGCCAUCCAAGCCAACCUCUCGGCCUGUUUCGCCGGCGCUCUCGCGCCAUUCAGUCUACGAGAGAAAGCCCAAGGAUCCCACCAAGAGGGUCAGCUCAAGGAGCAGGAUGACUGUGCCCAAAAGAAGGGCUCCAAUGGCUUCGGCUAGCCCCAAGAAGCCAAACAAACAGUUCAAGGCAGUAAACCCCCGAGAAGCCGCGGUAAACCCCAAAACAGUGGUGCGAGCCCAUCCCUCCAUAGAGGUCACCACCUCAGCUGGCCUCUUGACAAAGGCCAAAAGAGUCAGUCGCAUUCCUAUAAAAUGCGUCAAUCCGCGGCCCCGGCCUGCUGCAUCAGCCGCGGCUCCAGGCCAAUCUGCAGUCGACGGGCCCAGACCCGCCGUUCCCCAGCCGUCAGCAGUAACGCUCGAUAUCGAGGACAUCCUCCUCCAAACCCCUGAGCCUAUCCGGACGCCGCCCACGUCGUCCCCGUUCCUUCCUUCCCUUUCGCCUACUCCACCUGCUCCUCGCCCACAAGCUUCGCCCCGACCCGUCGUUACUCCCCCUACCUUCACCUCGCCAAUCAAUCUGGUGUCCCCCUCCAUUGUUAUUCUCUCUCCCAUUGCCUCUCCGUCCUCCACGCUGAGGCCGCAGUCCUUGCGGGGCUCCCCUCGGCGGCCUAUGAUAAUCAAGGUCGCCGACGCGAAACUGCAGACUCCAGCCUGGAUGCUGGAGAGUCUGAUCGAAGAAUACCUGGGGAAGGCGCCAUCAAAGACGUUGCCGCCCUGGUUGGUGAGGAAAAUGGAGCUGGCGGCGUGUCGGUCGCGCGCGAGGGCGCGCCUUCAUCAGGACGAGCAACCGGAAGAAGGACGGCGCAGAGGACAGCACAGCGGGCGACGUCCAGAGCCCCAGCGGCAGAGGAGUCACCAAUCAAGCCGCAGUCAGCCACGCUCCGGCUCUAGAGACCAGCGUCGUUCGAAAGACCAGCGUCGUUGA